ACUCCCCACUCCUUUUUGUUUUUGCCUUAAUUCGAAAAAAAAGCUCAACCGCUUCCUGCGGCGUCAUUUUUCUCGUGCAAGCAUCUGCUUUGUAUUUUUCAUUAGUUUUUGAACAAAGGGAGUCCCCUAUUCUUCGAAAAUGGACGCCUUCCAGACAGUGGUGAAAUUCUUUCUUAACCAGAAGACGACCAUCGGCUACAGCUUCAUGGCUCUUCUAACCGUUGGAGGUGAGCGUAUUUUUUCCAUGGUCUCGUUCAAGUGCCCGUGCAACAAGACGCAGAAUUUCUCCUACGGACUCCUCUUCCUGCUCAGCCCGGCUUUUGUCUUGUUGGUUAUGGGCUUCUUUCUCAACUCACGGACGUGGAAACUCUUCACGGGGUGUUGUUUAAAUCCACGCAAGUUGUGUCCACCGAGGCACCGCAGCAACUGCUUGAAUGUCUUCUUGCAGAUCACGGUGACCGCCUGUGUGGCUCCGAUUAUGUGGCUCUGCGUUGCUCUCCUUAACGGGACAUUUUACGAGUGUGCGGUUAGUGGCCUGGACAACAACCACGUAGUAGAACUGUUUUGUACGGGUAAAACUGAAACAUGCAAGACGGAGCUGCCACGGGUGCCCUGUGGAAAAUCUCAGCUGAGCGCCAAAGAUAACGAGGACCUGCUCCUCAUGCUGCGGGCGCAGUCGCAGAUGCUGGGAUGUUGCAUUAUCGUUGUUACCACCAUCUUAGGAUUGAUUGGAACAUGUUAUAAGAAUUGCAGGUCUCAAGUCAGCUAUGUGCAGCUGAAGUUCUGGAGAACGUACAUCGAAAAAGAGAAGGAACUAUUUGAAGCCUGUGCUAUUGAAUAUGCAUCAAAACUUGCUAACAGAAACCUUAAAAGCUUCUUUGAAAAGAAAGACCCGGAGCCCUUUCCUUUUCCAAAUCACAACGCCUGGGAGCAAAUCUCUGCUUUGUACACUUUCAACAAAAGUGAACAGUAUUAUAGCACUUUGCAAAGGUAUGUGGAGAAGGGCACACCUGACAAAAACGAGGAGAUGGAAACUGCACUUGACUUUGUUGACAUGCCGGCAGUAUGAAAAUCACAAUUUUAAGAGUUGUAUUUGUUUUAGUGUGUUUUAUUAUGAAAAAAAUCUGAAUUGCAAACAUCAGGGACAAAUGCCCACUUUACAGGUUGCUGCUCUUAUUGAGGGAACUGCCAUAAUGCUAUUGUUUUGAUUAAGACAGAACAAUUCAGUAUUAUGAAAGGAAGGCUUCAUUGUGUUUUAAAACAUGAAAUAGUGCCCUGUGGAGCUGUAAAGUAGUGUGUGAGAGAAGGAAAGAGAGUCAGUUAGAUAAUACAGUUUUCUGAAAUGUCACCCAGGUUUAAAAACUUUUCUGGUCAAAAAGAAAUAAAUUAAUUUCAUUAAAAUUGAAUUAUUUUAUUUGACUUUUAUAAGAUAAAGUAAAAAAAUUGCACUAGGUUUUUUGAAUAAAAACUUUUACAUUUGAUGGGUGAUUUCAAAUCUUCCACAUACAUUCCAAUGUUUGUUUUUGAUUAUUUGAAUUUACAUGCUGUAUUAGUAAGUAUUUAAAAUGCAUCUUGAUACCCUGUAUGUGAGAUAUGUGGAUAAUCAGAAAUGCACUACAGCUGUAAAGUAAGUAAAAUUGCAAAACUGUUUUCUUUUUUAAUAUGUACUAAAUGUUAUGAAUCAAUAUCUUGAUUAUCUUGCCUCUGCCCCAGAUUGUAAUGUGUGCAGUGGUUCGGUAUUCAAUUGCAUACCACUGUACAUCUAGAGUAAAAAUUAGACUGAAUUUCACACACAUUUUGAUAGAGUUCUAAAAUAGUUUGUCUUGUUUUAUUUUAAUAUCAUUACUACAAAAUGUGUUCUGUAGUUAUUUUGAAGUCAUUAUUAACAAUAAGUAACAGUCAAUUUUCAAAGAUGUCUGUGGUAACUUUAAUUUAACACUCUGUAUAUGUUAAAUGAAAGGAGAAAGAGACAAGUACAUAAUUGCACUGCUUUCCCUGGUAAACAGGGUAGAAUAUGAAGAUGCACCAGAAUGGAGUGGAAACCCAAGCUGAAAGAAUUGAUUUGUUCAAAAUAUUUCUUGGUUAAACCCCAUAAUUAGUGUCAUUACAUUUAAAGUUUGAAAUGUGGCAUGAAUAUUAGAUAUGGUGAAGAUUUGUUUCAGGGUCAAGGCACCAUCAAACAUUUGCUCACAAUUGUGUGGGGCCAAUUUGCAAUUGGCAGAUAACCUAACAUGCACAUCUUUAAGAGUGUGAGAGGACUGCUAAAGACCCAGAAGAAAAUGUAAAUUCCACAAAUGUGAUUGGGUACAAUUUUCAAGCCAGGAUGCUGGAUUUGUAAGGUAGCAGUUUUAACCACUGUAGUACCAUGCUGGCAUAUAUGCUGAAGUACAUGCAACCAAAUUACAUAAGCACUUUUUCAUAUGUGAACAAAAAAGUUAUCUUGUCUGUUAGAUUUUUAGUUAAACUUUUAAAUAUGGUGCUCUUCUACUGCAUGAUAUUAUUAGAAGACUUAAAUAUGCUUACAUUAAUAGCAUGAAAUGCUUAGCAAAAGAAAAAAAAAAUGUUAUGCAGUUUUGUGUGGUAAAUUGUAAACUGCACAAAAUCAUUUGUUAAAUCUUUUUAUGUUGUAUUUACCAAUGAUGAGAAUUUUAUAUGAAUAAUACUUUAUUAAUUUUAAUAUAAAAAUGCAAGAUUGUUGAUUGCCUUUACAGUAUGCUGUGUUAAUUUUUAGAGAAAACGAUGCUUGCUAGCAUUUGUCAAUUUUCAACUGUAAAUCACACUAGUGUAUAGCAAGAAUAUUUUUGAUAUUACAACAAGCAACAUAUGAUUCAUUAAUAAUAAAUAAUUAUGUAACUUGCCUCCUUUUGUUUCCAUGAGCUCAUAAACUUAUGCAAGUGCUUCCCAGCUUUACUCAUGUAUAUUUCCCGAUUUUCAGACUGUAAAGUUUGUUUGGUCUAAAAUAAACAUUUCACCAAUA
This is a messenger RNA of Polypterus senegalus (gray bichir), 2977 nucleotides long. RefSeq names its product calcium homeostasis modulator protein 5-like. NCBI's taxonomy places the organism in Eukaryota, Metazoa, Chordata, Cladistia, Polypteriformes, Polypteridae. Bases 140 to 1069 code for a protein of 309 amino acids. The transcript is spliced from 2 exons. The record is from RefSeq and is a predicted model, not a curated record. Gene Ontology annotation, molecular function: monoatomic cation channel activity.